This is a messenger RNA of Exophiala viscosa, 1149 nucleotides long. RefSeq names its product dolichyl-diphosphooligosaccharide-protein glycosyltransferase. The record is from RefSeq and is a predicted model, not a curated record. Bases 122 to 682 code for a protein of 186 amino acids. Gene Ontology annotation, cellular component: membrane; oligosaccharyltransferase complex. The transcript has 2 exons. Gene Ontology annotation, biological process: protein N-linked glycosylation. Lineage: Eukaryota; Fungi; Ascomycota; Eurotiomycetes; Chaetothyriales; Herpotrichiellaceae.
ACUUGGGACUUCCGUAUUGCUGCAUGGCAUUGACAUAACAAAGACACCCUCCAAGCAAUUAAAAAAGUCCGCUGUUUGCAAUAGCUACAUUCUGUCUACCACUACCGCAUAAAUAUUCAACAUGGCCAAGAAGCCUGUCGCAUCUUCCGCUGCAGCGAAAAGCAGCACCCCCGUUGCCGCAUCUAAACCACCUCCAGCCGGUCGUACUGCCUCUGGUUCCGUUUCCACAGCUUCCACUCCUGCAUCAAGGCCCGCACCCCAAAGCUCAUUAUCACCACGAUCGUCACCCCAGGAAAUCAUUGUCCAUGUCUGGAAUAGAUACCUUCAAGAUACCCCCUCGCGGACGAUGUUGCUAGAUGUCUUCAUGGCUUGGCUAGUGGUUGUAGGAGGUAUUCAGUUCUUAUACUGCGUUGUGGCAGGCAACUUUCCUUUCAAUGCUUUCCUAUCCGGUUUCUCGGCCGCGGUUGGCCAGUUUGUCCUAACGGCGUCCUUGCGAAUGCAGACAUCUGAAAGACCUCCGGCUGGAGCAUCGACCGCAGCGAAGAAGACCACCAGCAAGACUAUUGACGCUGUGAGUGGGGAGUUGGUGGAGAGUGGGAAGGUCAGCACCGAGCGAGCUUUUGCGGAUUAUGUGUUUGGAAGUCUAAUACUCCAUGGAUUCUGUGUGAACUUUAUCAACUGAAAGAGAUGGGCUGUCUCCCAAAUGAUGAGGUCAAGUGGGAAAAGUGAGUGGCCAUACUUGCUGGGCAAGGACGGAAUCUGCCAGGCCCCGUGGACGGUGUUUGGACACGAUUCAAAGACCCAAUGAAUCCCAACCGCAGCAAGUGGCAUAUCAUUCAAUGCUACGAAGCACAUUCAUUUUCGGUCGAUGCAAGAACUCUGCCAGAUGAAGCGCAAAGCAUUGGCCUGUUCCAACCUGACUCAGAGAAGUCUAUGCAUCUACUACACUGGCUAUGACUUGGCUCUUGUAUUCUAAAACCAUUCCAGCGACCUUUGAGAGCGAACCGAUACGGUGCAGCAAAAGAAAACCUGUACAUUAGAGCCUGGGGGCGUUCAAGACGUGGAAAAUUAAGGCUGUCUGAGUGCCAGGCCAAAUAAUGGUCAGAAAAAGAAAGCUAAACCUCUUUCGGUAAUCACUUCAUAUUUCCU